AUGAGGAUUAUUAUACUCACUCUACUUGUGGCCGUAUGCGUAAGCGCUGACCUGUUCGACCUCAAGAAAAAAAUCUUGGUUAAAAGCCUCAAAGGGCUCAUCAAGCACGAAGUCAACAAAAGAAUAAAAAAGACUAUGAACCGCAUUACCGAGGUCAUCAAUAGCAAAAUGAUGGAUUUCCGCAAAAAAUUGAGCGGAUACAAAAAAGAGAUGCUGCGAAAGCUUCACCUGUCGAAGGAACAAAGAAAUGAGCUUGUAGAAAGACUGAAGAUGCUGAAAAGAAAAACUAUUGAUAAAGUUCUACCGACAGGAGACUCAAUUGAGGAGACCAACGUAUGGAGCAAAAUUGCAGACAAAUUAUUCCAGGGAGAUAUAAUCCUCACAAAGGAACAACAAAAACAAGUUAUCGCAGACAUUCUCGGCAUCCGUUCUAAGCGACAGACUAUGUAUGAUGGAGAAUACCCUGGUAUGAGGUGGACGAAGGGAGUCCGCUACUUCUUCGACGAAAGCGCGAGUGAGCAAGUUCAAAGUGUGUUCAAGAAAGCUGCACACCAGUGGAUGUCUGAUACAUGUAUCAACUUCAUACCGACCAAAUUU
Molecule: messenger RNA, 597 nt
Organism: Ostertagia ostertagi
Lineage: Eukaryota; Metazoa; Nematoda; Chromadorea; Rhabditida; Trichostrongylidae
Source: the annotation of a GenBank genome assembly